Molecule: messenger RNA, 1220 nt
Organism: Canariomyces notabilis
Lineage: Eukaryota; Fungi; Ascomycota; Sordariomycetes; Sordariales; Chaetomiaceae
Exons: 1
Coding region: 372-740 (122 amino acids)
Source: RefSeq, a predicted model, not a curated record
AUUCAACCACCCAGGUAGUUCCUCCAGCCAAUUUCCUAUGUCGGCCGCCGUUUGAUGCACAACAAGCUAGCCUCGCCAGCCAACACGAUCCUCACAAGCAAUACGAAGUACAACAAACCAACCAACUCUAGAAAUCUUGAAGUGGGGGCUAAGCAUCAUGAGGGAGGUUGAUCCUUCAGAGAAGCCCACCGCGGUCAUAAAUAGUAGGACAUCUGUCUGCCUUCCUGCAGCCCAGCUCUCUGUUCCCUCCAUCUUCAAGGAGCAGCGCGUUCGGACUGCACCCGACUCCGAGAUCAUCUUUUGUUGUACAUCGUGUACUUGAUAUUCUACCACUGUACUCUGUACUCCCUCGGCCACUUCCGUCAAUCACCAUGGUCCGACUCUCCGUGUCGCUGGCAGCCAUUCUUGCCACAGGCGCCAUAGCCCAAGCUACCACCAGCCAAACCACCACCAGCCAAACCACCGCCACCCAAACCACCGCCACCCAAACCACCACCACCCAAACCACCGGCACGCUAACCGCCAACCCCUCCUCCACCGUGGUCACGGUCAUGGUGCCAGAUGCCGAUACGACUGGCAUGUCCGGCUCCGUCGUCGAGGUCAACCCCACCGGAACAUCCUUCCUGAUUCCCUGCCCCACCAACACCGAUGAGGAGUGUACUAUUCCAGAAGGCGUCUCCUUGCUAUACGGUCCGUCGACCAUGGUCUUUCGCUAUACGGACACCAACCCCUCGUCGUGAGUGCUCGCGCCAUUCUAACACCAUGUCGGAACCAGCUGACACUCUACAGGACUUAUAAUGAAGCGUGCAACAUUCAACCUUCGAGCAUGGUGUGCGCCACCACAAUCGAAGCGAACGGAACCUCGAAUGCUGCUACGUCAACGUAUAGCGGUACCUCGACCUCGUCGUGGUUCUUCAGUGUAACUGUUACCGCAGGCGCAGAGAAGCUCACGGCAACUGGGUCGUCGUCGGGUACCGGGUCCGUGACGAGUACCGGGGCUGGAGGUACUGGGACCCAAACCGGCGGCGCAAGCUCAAGCUCGAGUACCGGAGGUGUGCCGCGUGCCACUCAAAACGCCGCCGUUCUGGGAGCAGCUGCCUUGCUUGGCGGCGCUCUUUUGAUCUAACGAACUGAGGUGUGGACAAUGACGGGAAGUUGGACACUGUACAAUCUAUAUAUCCCACGAUAUCCAUGUAAAUCUAAAGCCUAGCUGCCAGGCA